Molecule: messenger RNA, 1072 nt
Organism: Caenorhabditis elegans
Lineage: Eukaryota; Metazoa; Nematoda; Chromadorea; Rhabditida; Rhabditidae
Source: the annotation of a RefSeq genome assembly
AUGAGUUCGCCUUUCUUACCGGAUAACGAAAGCUAUUAUUCUUCUUAUAAAGUUCAAGCGGAACUCAAUAGUUAUUAUAAAUUAUCAUGUCAUUUUAUACCAUUUCUCACAUUACCAAUUUAUAGAAGCCUUUUAUUGUGUGUAUCAUAAAUGUAAACAAUUCAGUCCAAAUUAUGUGAAUAUUCUGAAGUUUCAUCUGUUUUUACACUUGUUCGGUGAAAUAUACUGGACAGUCCUCCUGAUUCCAAUAAUUAUCCUUCCAAGUAUUGGAAUUUCUACAGAAGGAUUUUUGAGUGAUUUGAAAAUUGAUGGGAGAUACCAGCUAUUUGUUAUGUGUGGAAUACUACAACUUAGCACUACCACAAUGAUUCACUCAUUGAUUUAUAGACUUAAAUUUGCAAUUCCUCCAGAUGCGAAAUACAAAACAUUGGUGAAAGUUGCAGCUGAUGUUCUGAACGCGUUCUUUUACUUAACAUCGGUUCUUUGUACAUGUGCCAUUGGAUAUAUGAACGAGGAUCAAAAGUUUGCAAAGAAUAGAAUAAUUGAGAAAUUUCUAGUUCCGCCUCCAAACCUUUGGGAUGACAACUAUGUGACAACUGAUCGAGAAAACCCAAAUCUCAAGUAUUAUAUGUAUGUAACGGUUGUAGAAAUAAUAAUACUUUCUAUCAACGUCAUUGCCGUUCCUGCUAUUGCUUUUCAUUUUCUAUCCAAAAAUCGAACUGAAAAAUCGGAAAAACUUGCCGAAGCUCACCGACGAACCUUACAAGCUUUGAUAUUUCAGAUGACAAUCCACUUCAUUUUCCACUUGGUCCCCCUAGUUUGUUUCACCUGGGCAAUUAUUUUCAGAACAAAUAAUGUUAUAUUUUUAACGCUUGGACUUUUUAUCUGGGCGUUGCAUGGAGCAGCGUGUACAGCUGGAAUCAUUGUAGUGAACAAACCAUUUCGAUUGGCGACGAAAAAUCAUUUGAAAUAUUUGUUCUGUUGUCUGCACGGUAAAGAAUCCCAACCGACAAGUGCGUUCAGAAGAAAAGAUUCAACAACUGUUAUUCAAAAAAUUGAUUUUUCAACCUGA